AUGGCAGCUGCAGAGGCUCAACCUGGAAAUGAGGAUGUUUCCCCUUGCCAAGACGGUGAUAGUGGUAGUGGUUGUGCUCGUACUUCUGCUGCAUCUGGACACGCUGAUAACAGUUGCGAAGAUGGUGGUAGUUGUUGUGCUGCUGGUGGUGUUGAAUGUACUCAUGGUUCUACGUGUAAUUCUAACUCCAGUAUACGUAACGCUGCUCGUACGGAAUGUGAGGAAUCUUCUGGGGAGGAGGUUUGCCCUACCAAUGGUGGUGACACUCAAGGGAAUUGUCCUUCUGCUGAGUCUGGUUGUAAAAACAAACCACAAGAAGAGAAUCAUGCUAACUCAAAUGAAAUUCGUGGAAUUAAUGAUAGCGGACGUCAAGGUACCUAUGGUCAAAGUCAUCAUGUAACUGACAAGGGACCUAAUACUGAAGGACGACAAGAGGAUCGUGCUCACCCAACUGUUGCUGUUGUUACUCCUUCUGACAAAGAGACUGCGGAAACUCGGGAAACUCAAAGUGUAAACGGUUCACAAGAUGCUGGUUCUUCUCCCGCUGCGGGUACUGGCGGUGCUCCUGCCGCUGACGGUCAAACUGAAAGCAAUGUGGUCAGU
Molecule: messenger RNA, 603 nt
Organism: Trypanosoma theileri
Lineage: Eukaryota; Euglenozoa; Kinetoplastea; Trypanosomatida; Trypanosomatidae
Exons: 1
Source: RefSeq, a predicted model, not a curated record